CAAUGAAACGGCGUUCUGAAUUUGUCAUUUGGACGCAUGAUUCAGACCUCGAGACAGACGAAGGUCUUUUAGUAAAAAGUUUCGUUGGAAAUUUCGGCUAUGCGUUGCGAUAAUAUGUAAUGUCAACUUGUCAACUUCCGUGUUCUUUCAUUCCAAUUUCUCUUAUAACGAGUCUAGAUAGUUACAAAUCGUUAAACCAAUGAGAAAUGUGAAAAAUUUCUUUUGCUUGGCGCAACUAUCAAUUGAAAAUGAAAUAUGACGCUCGGAGAUGGAGGAAAUAGGGACGCUGUUGUUUCCAUAUAUUUCUUUUCCUUUGUACGGAAAGAGUGCCGCCGACCUAGAUCUUCAGUGCGAUUCUUUCACCAGAAACGCGAUAAUUCCCACUACCUUCUAAAAUUCUACACUUGGGGUGCUCGAAGCAUAAGCAUUCGUGUACAGCUCCGGAUAUUUACAGAAGAAACCACGAAUUAAUACAAUACAAACAAUGUAUAUAACAAUGUAUAGUAUAUUUUCUCGCGGUUUCGCGCUCUACAUACCUAGGUACGUAGCGAUGGCCGACCACAGGUUCAGGAGAGCCGUAAAAUGAUAGGAUAGCAUCGGAUAGGUAAAAGGAGAGAGGCACGGAAACUUUCACCGUAAACUUUGGUAUAAGACUUCUCUAGGGUAUUAGGAGUCUGUUGCGUUGCGUAUGAUUCAAAUAGUUUACAUUAUACUGUACUAGAUCGAGUGGUCUAUCCAGAACGAGUUCUACCGGUGUUACCAUACUUACAUUUCGAAACAUUCAGGCGGGUUUACUUCUACCUCCGCAUCCUAUAAUUAAAAUUUUUUUACAAUGUUACGCCUUUACUGCUAAAAUUGCUCGAUACAUGUCGAUACAAUCGAUGAUUUUACAAAAUCAAGUAGAAUUACUGCGAGUAAACAUCGACUCAUUUAAUGCAACUCGAAUCGAAUAAACUACACGUUGAAGUAUUCCCAAACGCGUAAUCAAACAGAGGUUGAAAUUACGGCGGGAACGGCGCGGCACGAGCGGGUCUUUUAAUUUGGUCGUACCGCGAGAUACUACGAUACAGCGUUAGUCGACAAGAGUCGACCAACAGGCACGCAAGUACACCAAGAAGAACCGUUCUUCGACUCGUGUUGUUUCCUGUGCAAUUCAUAGUAUUCGAGAGAAAAGCUUUCCUUGAAAAGGGUUACAAAUGAAGCUACUGGAAUUGAUUAACGUAAUAUACGAUCUAUUACUGUUCGUGGGAAUGGCAUUCAUUUAUAUAAGCGAGGCUAUUUUAUUGACAUUCAUCCCUCGACGAUAUCGUGGGAAAUCUAUCAAAGGAGAGAUCGCUUUGAUAACGGGAGGUGCAGGAGGAAUCGGAAGCUUGAUCGCCAAAAAAUUGGCCAAGCUUGGAGCACACGUGGUUAUCUGGGACGUUAACAAAAUUGGUAUGGAGGACACGGUUCGAGAAAUAAGAGAAAAUGGAGGGAAAUGUUGGAGCUACUAUUGCGAUAUCACAAACAAAGAGGAAGUGUACAAAACCGCAAAGACUGUUGAAAUUGAAGUUGGUGCUGUAACGCUACUGAUAAACAACGCCGGUUAUGUUUAUGGAAAAACGCUGUUGGAUCUGCCCGAUGAAAUGAUUGAAUGCACUUUCAAAGUGAAUAUUCUCUCGCAUUAUUGGAUUACCAAAGCAUUCGUGAGAGAUAUGAUGAAAAAUAAUCACGGUCAUAUCGUAACUGUCGCUAGUAUAGCUGGCCUCUUAGGAACUUACAAUUGCACGGAUUAUUCGGCGACUAAAUUUGCAGCUAUCGGUUAUCACGAGAGUCUCUUCAGUGAACUUAGGGCCCAUGGAUACGAUGGGAUUCACGCGACCUUAGUCUGUCCUUAUUUCAUCAAUACUGGUAUGUUUCAAGGAGUGAAACCCAGAUUGAUGCCAAUGCUAGAACCUGAUUAUGUUGCCGACGAAAUUGUCUCGGGAAUAUUAGUAAAUCAAAUAAAUGUUGUACUGCCUGGGAUAGUUAGAUACCUCUUACCGCUUAAAUGCUUAUUACCAGCAAAGUUGUGUUGGGCAUUGAUGUAUCACAUAAUACGUGGACCUCAAUCUAUGAUGAUGUUGAACAAACAAGAGAAGAAACAAACAUUGAAAGACAACAACAAUGUUACGAUACUUUCUAAAGAGACACACGUACACUGAUACAUACGAAUUGGUGCAAACAAUUGCGAAUUACUACGAAAAUACUCGAUCGCGUUCGAAUUUAAUGGAAUGUCAUUGGUUAUCAAGACUGAAUAUUUAUCGGUAUGUGUAAAUUGUAUUUGGCAAUUAAAAUUUUAUAUUUUUCAUGUAUAUAUUUAUAAUAUUUAUAAAAAUAAUUAUAAUAAAUCGUAAAAGUAAUUCAA
Molecule: messenger RNA, 2386 nt
Organism: Hylaeus volcanicus
Lineage: Eukaryota; Metazoa; Arthropoda; Insecta; Hymenoptera; Colletidae
Product: estradiol 17-beta-dehydrogenase 11
Exons: 8
Coding region: 1197-2183 (328 amino acids)
Cellular component (GO): lipid droplet
Molecular function (GO): oxidoreductase activity, acting on the CH-OH group of donors, NAD or NADP as acceptor
Source: RefSeq, a predicted model, not a curated record